UUGCCGACUGAUGACCAUUUUUAUCGUUUUCCGUCGUUUCAGGAUGACCACCAGAUCAGCCUCGAAGAGCUCUACCAGAGGUAUAACACGAAUCCGAACACGGUGAGUAGAGGUGCCAUCGGUUUGUCACUGGCCGCUGUCAUCACGAACUUGUUUCAGGGCCUGUCGAGUGUCGAGGCGAAGAUUAGACUGGAACGUGAUGGCCCUAAUGCCCUCAGCCCCCCUCCGAAGACUCCGGAAUGGAUCAAGUUCGCCAAAAACUUAUUCGGUGGCUUCGCUAUCUUGCUGUGGAUUGGCGCGUUUCUUUGUUUCAUCGCCUACGGCGUGGAUAUAUCCCUUGCUGAAGACGCACUUAAAGAUAACCUUUACCUCGGCAUCGUCUUGGCAUCGGUCGUCGUCAUUACCGGAUGCUUUCAGUAUUACCAAGAGGCGAAGAGUGAAAAGAUUAUGGAGUCAUUUAAGCACCUUGUGCCUCAGUUUGCCAGAGUUUGGCGUGACGGAAAGUUGGUCGAAAGUCCAACUGAGAACUUGGUGAUGGGAGACGUCAUUGAGGUGAAGGGCGGAGACCGUAUUCCGGCCGAUAUUCGCCUCAUCAGUUCGUUCGGCUUGAAGGUGGACAAUUCAUCUUUGACCGGCGAAUCAGAACCCCAGAGCCGUAGCACUGAAUUUACAAGUGUCAAUCCUCUGGAAACGGCCAAUUUGGCUUUCUUCUCUACGAAUGCCAUGGAAGGUAGGUGACA
Messenger RNA from Soboliphyme baturini, 740 nucleotides. Lineage: Eukaryota; Metazoa; Nematoda; Enoplea; Dioctophymatida; Soboliphymatidae. The record is from the annotation of a GenBank genome assembly.